CAAACACCAUAGUGUCACGUGCAUCGGGAAGUAGCUCUUCUUCAAAGCACCAAAUUCCCAGAAAAUUCAUACAAAAUUCAACCAUACGCCUUUCAUAAAAAAAACACUCCCGUUGCUCAGUAAACAACACCAGCAAUUCCCAAAAGAAUUACUAUAAAAUUCAAUACAAAUUUUGAAUUAAGCCGGUGGCAAUGUGGCGCUGCGUUUCUCGUAGCCUUAGGACUCCAUUUUCGAAGCGAUCGGUCUCAAAUGACACCGUUAGAUCUCACUUUUCCAGAUUCUUCUCCACCGGUUCUGGAAGAGAAUACACGAUAGUGGAUCAUACAUAUGAUGCUGUUGUGGUUGGUGCUGGUGGUGCUGGGUUGAGAGCAGCUAUUGGUCUCUCUGAGCAUGGAUUCAAGACUGCUUGCAUUACUAAGCUUUUCCCAACUCGUUCGCAUACUGUUGCUGCUCAGGGUGGUAUAAAUGCUGCUUUGGGAAAUAUGACUGAAGAUGACUGGCGAUGGCACAUGUAUGACACAGUUAAAGGAAGUGAUUGGUUAGGUGACCAGGAUGCAAUUCAGUAUAUGUGCAGGGAGGCACCAAAAGCAGUGAUUGAACUAGAGAAUUAUGGGUUGCCUUUUUCUCGAACAGAAGAUGGAAAAAUAUAUCAGCGUGCAUUUGGUGGUCAAAGCCUUGACUUUGGAAAAGGUGGACAGGCAUAUCGUUGUGCAUGUGCUGCUGAUCGGACUGGGCAUGCUCUAUUGCACACUCUCUAUGGCCAAGCAAUGAAACAUAAUACCCAAUUCUUUGUGGAAUAUUUUGCUUUGGACCUGUUGAUGAAUAGUGAUGGGAGCUGCCAGGGAGUGAUAGCUUUGAACAUGGAGGAUGGAACACUACAUCGGUUCUGUGCUGCUUCAACAAUUCUAGCAACUGGGGGAUAUGGUAGAGCCUACUUUUCCGCAACCUCAGCUCACACAUGCACUGGUGAUGGUAAUGCUAUGGUUGCACGAGCCGGGCUUCCACUCCAGGAUUUGGAGUUUGUGCAGUUCCACCCAACUGGAAUAUAUGGGGCUGGGUGCCUCAUCACUGAAGGGUCUCGUGGUGAAGGUGGUAUUCUUCGAAAUAGUGAAGGUGAACGCUUUAUGGAACGCUAUGCCCCUACAGCCAAGGAUCUUGCUUCAAGGGAUGUUGUUUCAAGAUCCAUGACCAUGGAAAUAAGGGAAGGUCGUGGUGUAGGACCUUUGAAGGAUCAUAUCUACCUCCACUUGAAUCACUUACCGCCAGAGGUGCUCAAAGAGAGGCUUCCAGGUAUCUCUGAGACUGCUGCCAUUUUUGCUGGUGUGGAUGUUACAAAGGAGCCCAUCCCCGUCUUGCCUACUGUGCAUUAUAAUAUGGGUGGAAUUCCCACUAAUCACCAUGGAGAGGUUGUAACUAUCAGAGGCAAUGAUCCAGAUUCUGUGGUACCUGGACUAAUGGCUGCUGGAGAGGCAGCUUGUGCAUCAGUUCAUGGUGCCAAUCGGUUGGGUGCAAACUCUCUUCUUGAUAUUGUUGUGUUUGGUCGUGCUUGUGCAAAUAGAGUUGCUGAAAUCCAUAGGCCAGGGGAGAAGCUGAAACCUUUGGAAAAGGAUGCCAGCGAGAAAACAGUUGCAUGGCUGGACAAACUAAGAAAUUCAAAUGGUUCUCUUCCGACAUCAAAAAUUCGAUUAAAUAUGCAACGAGUAAUGCAAAACAAUGCUGCUGUUUUCCGCACACAGGAAACACUUGAAGAAGGUUGUCAAUUAAUUGAUAAGACAUGGGACAGUUUCCAUGAUGUUAAGUUGAAGGACCGAAGUUUAAUAUGGAACUCCGAUUUGAUAGAGACUAUCGAGUUGGAAAAUCUUUUGAUAAAUGCCUGUAUCACCAUGCAUUCUGCUGAAGCUAGGAAAGAGAGCAGAGGAGCUCAUGCCCGUGAAGAUUUUACGAAAAGAGACGAUGAGAACUGGAUGAAACACACAUUGGGCUAUUGGGAGAAUGAGAAGGUGCGACUGGAUUAUCGACCGGUUCACAUGAACACAUUAGAUGAUGAAAUCGAGUCAUUCCCACCUAAAGCCCGUGUAUAUUAAUCCAUGCGUGUUCUCGGAAGGUUGAUACAGGCUUUAUGUCAACCCAGAGUAAGUUAUGGAGAACAAUGAUGCAAUAAACUCUUUGUACGUACAGCAGUUUGUGCCAUUCAUCAUCUAUCUUGGAACCUUUUUUUGUGAUUGAAAAUAUUCAACAGGUUUCAAUCUGAGUUAGAAUUUCGUAUUUUCGUUGUUCAGCAAUAAGGUUAUGAUUGCUAUGCAUAGUAUUUUGAUUUGUGACAUAUAGAGCUAGUGAAUUUUAAUAAGUUUGUCGGUUUAAUUCGAUAUUCAUGUAUAGAUAACGAAUAGGCCGAACCAAAUGAAUGCACAUUUUUAUUGACCAUUUUAGAUUUGGCAAAUAUGAUAAUAUCAUUUUGUGUGUA
Molecule: messenger RNA, 2464 nt
Organism: Gossypium raimondii (Peruvian cotton)
Lineage: Eukaryota; Viridiplantae; Streptophyta; Magnoliopsida; Malvales; Malvaceae
Product: succinate dehydrogenase [ubiquinone] flavoprotein subunit 1, mitochondrial
Exons: 16
Coding region: 192-2084 (630 amino acids)
Biological process (GO): mitochondrial electron transport, succinate to ubiquinone; tricarboxylic acid cycle
Molecular function (GO): flavin adenine dinucleotide binding; succinate dehydrogenase (quinone) activity; electron transfer activity
Source: RefSeq, a predicted model, not a curated record